Messenger RNA from Amoebophrya sp. A120, 4427 nucleotides. Lineage: Eukaryota; Dinophyceae; Syndiniales; Amoebophryaceae. The record is from the annotation of a GenBank genome assembly.
GUUUUCUGAAAGACACCUUUGAUUUUCUUCUCACAGAUUUUCGUCGGAUGGUCCGUCCAAACCCAAACUGUUGUCCUCUACCCACUUUUAUUUUGAUUCUCACGACCCGGGCCCGAAUAAAUUUCAUGUGAAGUAGAAGGACGCUAGCACCAGAAGUACUCCCACAGUAUUUUGUUCGUGAGCAGUUUUCUGUUUGAAGGUUUAGAAAUCAAGGUCGUAGACGAGUUGUCUGCGAAAGAUCGUAGAAGUAAAUUGGCACACCUUCCUGAUCCCAGAUGAAGAUGGACCUGAAGAUAAGAAUGUGUAUGGUAAUUGACACCACCUUCUUCACCGCCUGUGCCCGUUCAUCAUUAUCUCCCUGGCGACACGAAAACUAGAAAUGAAUCGGUCCAGCGAAGUAGGUGGGAACGACGAGUUGCCGCCUAGGGCGGGAGGUCUUCCCGUAGAAGUAUGCGCAGAUGCCGUCGCGGCCAAGGACGAGGACGGCCGACAGGAAACCGGAACCAAUGUAGUUCAUAAUUUCCAUAGGCGUGAACAAGAAGAUCUAAAUCAUGUUGUCCACGCUCCAGCACUAAAUACCGCUGUCGAGGAAGUGGAUGUGGUCCACAAUUUGCAGCCGGUCCCGAUUAUACUAAACACCCUGGAAGAUGAUGCCACGAAUAAUUUGCGGUCUUCCGCUUCACUCUCCGAAGGAUCCACAACUGCAGAUGACGAAGAGGAGUUUCAAUUCGAUCACGAGGAAGCAGACGAAACCUGGUAUAAUGAUUCGAACCUAACGACGCCAAGAAAUCUUGCUCAACAUCAUCAAAACGGCGCCCCUGGUGACGGCUCUGUCGGGGUAAGUAGAACUACGCCACCAGCACCACCAGCUGCUGCACGACCCUGUGGAGGUCCUCGUCCCGAAAAACCAAUUGUUCCGCGGCGAGGAGCAAGCAGCUGCACAUUUAUUUCUGGUUCUCCUAGAAGCCCCAGUUUAUUGACGACGCAAAAGAGCACCAUCAGCACCAGCGUUCCGUCCUGCUACGACAGACGUCUGAUCAACGCGCACAAACGCAGUCUGUCCAGAUCCACUUCGGUGUCGCUGACCGAAUCCUCCGACGCGAAGCCGCGGUUCCGCCGCGACCCCGGGGAAGCGCACGUCCCGCCACGUGCCAACGUGAAGAUUGAAAAAGAUUCAGCUGUCGUACAGCUCCCGGGUGGAAAUAAUGAGGAAGAGAUCCAGGAGGACGCCGUUGUUCUUGACGAUGAGCCACCAAAUACCAGUAAAUCGGACCGGGAAUCCCCGAAGUGCUGUACCGUCUCCAUUUCGUUGCUGCUCUGCGUCCUCGUCGUUCUGUCUUUUUCCGGGUUGCUGAUCUAUUUCGUCCAGCUAGCAAAGGAUACCAUGGCCGACCCGCUGAAGGACAAUCACACGACGCCCGAUGUCAUCGUGCCCCCGUACCGGAAGUUUUUCCGCGUGUACCCGGAUCUCAGUCUGCAGCAACUCUCCGUGGUCUUGCUACACGAAGAUCCCAGUGUGUACCUCCCGCAACCAGACCUCGACGACAGCGACGCCCACCUGGUGCUCGCCAUGGCAAAUGCGGACUUCCAGUUGAACCUUUAUGAACUGCAAAAGUAUCGUACUAGUAGUAAUUGCAAUACAAAUUAGCUCAGCAUGACAAAUGGAAUUUGUCAUGCUGUUUUGCCUUGGGAUAGAUUUGUAAAUGCAUAACUGCGAUUACUACGAGUGCGAUACUUUUGCACAGGAUAACCUGCCCGCGGUGCCGAUCCAGGGCACGGCUGACGUGAACAGCGCCAGCGUAUACGGUGGGGACGGCUCAUUGGCGGGGAACGGGGUUUUUACAACAACGUCGAGUCGCCACGACCACGGGGUGCGCCCGACGUCGCUGCGAUUAGGAUUCUUGGGCGUUGGGAUUGAUGCUGGUGUGGCCUCGUCACAAGAUGGAAACAGUAACGGGAGUGGUACUACUACAAAUGGCGGACAAGGAGCAUCUUCGCAACACCAGGUGGCCUCAACUAGUACGGAGCUACUUUUGCCAGUGUGGCAAAAUCUCAUGGCGUCUCGCUUGCCGAUCGUCGAAAUAGAGGCAGACGUAGAGGACAAGUUGCGCGUUGGCGAAUUCAAGAGCAACCUGGUUGCACAACUCACGGAGGGCUUGUCGGUUCUACAGGAGGAGCUUUUCGCCGAAACGCAGAAGGGCGGUCAAGGAGCUGUUACCGCACGACCCAUGCAUUUGCAACAACAAGCGUUCGCUGGAGACUACUCGUCAUCUCAAGGUAUGGCGGAUGGGAUUGUGGCUACGCCACGUAGAAGGCGCAACGGUGGAGCCGUUUCCAGAACUACUGCGCAGACUUAUCAUCGGCGCAAGGCAACAAGCGACAACACUGAUCGGCGCUCGCCGGAAAGUUCUUUUUUGCGGGAAAAAAUCCUCGCCGUGUUGGAUUCUGAGUUGCUGAAAGUGGUUUCGCCCGACACCAGCGGAGCAAGAAAUUCUGACCUGCUCGUUCAGAAGUUGCGAUUCGACUACAUUUUUUCGCUCGUCGCGCUUCUGCAGAAACUCGUGUUUCGGCUGCAGCACUUGGGGUUCCGGUACGACACGUUGUUCGAUGCCCCGGAACCGGUUUUGUCCAGUGAGAAGAGUGGCGAAAACAGAAAUGUCAAGGAGGGGCUGCAGAAAGCGCUGGCACAAAACGAUUUGUUUUUGGCCAGAAUCAUGGCGCGCUCAGAUGGGUUGUGGGAGAAGAAACCCGUUAUGAAUUUCUACUUCAUCGACAAAAGCGACGGGAGCGACCAUGACGCUGGCGAACAACCACAAGCGGGAGUAAAUGCAAAGGCUGGUGCUGACCACCCUGACGAGAACGAGGAUCGUGGUGCCAACAAUGAAGGCGGGGAAAAUAAUGCCCGCCCGUGUGUGGUCUGUGGCGCGAAUAACUGUUACCGGGAAGAGGACAAGAGGACAGUGGACCGCUUUGAGUUGCGACUGCAAUUGAGAAACAUGCUGCUCCCAGGGGUGGGCGCUUCAGACGACGGGAUAACGCCCGCCCCCGAGGACACCCUGCACGGCAAGUACAAACUCGUCGAUUUGAGGGACAACGGUCAGGCAGCUGCUGCAGGAGACGGAGAGGGAGACGGCGGACCUUUUGUGAUUAAUCGUCGAAUGGAACGAAUGGUGAGCCCUGCAGUGACGAGCCUCGAUGGUGCGUUCUCUUCAGCGGAGCAUCUUCAAAUGGUCCACAAUACAACUACCCAGUUUCAACAUGCUCCUCCUGUCUCAUCGUCUUCGUCCGGCGGCGGAACAAAUAUCGCGGUCGAGAGCGUCGAUUUGCAAAUGCCCUGGACCUCUAUCACUGUUGAGUGGUCAAAAACCGGGAAUUUUGUCUUUUCCUCGCAGCAACACCACGAGUCUGCCGCGUCCUUGCUGCAGGACCUGGAGACCCACCGGCUUCGCCUCGGCGGCCAGAUCGCGGCCUACGUACGCGUGUUUGCGGGCAAGGGGCGCGACACCGUUUUGCUGACGCGCCCGCUGCAUCAGGUGGAGCUGGCAGAGAUGGAAACGAACCUUGCGCACUGGCUGCGGACUUUGGACGUGUUUCUCUCCGAGAACGUGCUGACAUCCGAGCCCGAAAGUGGUGGCACUACUACAACCGGGUUGCUGGAGAGCCGCAUUGCCGUGUUCCGACAGGAAGGGUUUCCAGUGUCAGGGCGGAUACCAGCAAAUCUUUCGCUUUCAACAAAUAAUCACUAUCAGACCUACACCGUCAUAGCCAGGAGCGCUCCCAUCCAGAUCUCGAGGACGCAGUUCGAUCGAUUCUUCAACCGAACGGGGAACCAGGUUCUUGCGAACUUUUGGCGACCCAAUGACGACGAGGUGAUGCCAUUCCUUCCCUACAUUCGCGCCACGGCUAGCGAAGAAGCCAUGGCGGCUGCCCUGAAUCUCACAGACUACCUGCGCUUGUCACCCGACGACCGCGCUGCACAUCACGCGGUACUGGAUCCCAACUUCCUGAUUGCAAAAAACGCGCGCAUAUUCGGCGUCUUACUUCCGUGUACCUGCACGAAAGCCGCAACUUGCGACCACACAGGCUCUACUGUCCCAUCUUCAAGAGCCGGGUCGUCUGAUCAAGAGGUCUUUGCUGGACCAGGACGAACUUCUUCAGCGCGCCCACUGCCUGUAUGCGUGUUUUUUCGCGGCCUGACCGACAUCGAGUAUAAGCUUCCGGUUUUCUCGCCGGCUGGUGGUUCGACCUGGUUGCAACUGGCGGAGGGUGCUGGAGUGGACCACUCCACGCAGCAGAAUCAAGUGUGGUGGAACGCAAGAACUGCAUUGGAAGGCUUUUCUGAAGCGCAACAGCAAAUGCUGGUCACCCAGUCAAACCAGAACGUCUUUGGCCGAACUGUCCCUGCUUCCCCCGUACUGGACGGAUAA